Molecule: messenger RNA, 2126 nt
Organism: Protopterus annectens (West African lungfish)
Lineage: Eukaryota; Metazoa; Chordata; Ceratodontiformes; Protopteridae
Gene: SNX22
Product: sorting nexin 22
Exons: 7
Coding region: 313-900 (195 amino acids)
Molecular function (GO): phosphatidylinositol phosphate binding
Source: RefSeq, a predicted model, not a curated record
UGACAGUAAUAUGUGGGGGUGGGAAGCAAUGAUUUCAUGAAUGGAGCAUUUGCCAGACUAAGCAGCGGUAACUGGAGCCGUUCCGUGACCUCAGUGGGAAGCGUGAGCUAAAGUGGGACACACAAGAGCCAAAAGUAGCUGUGGAACUUUGAUCCCAAUGACAUCUGUGGAGGAUGCCUUGCUGGUGCCCGUCUGAAACGAGAGCGGUGUGCAGGAUUUCUCAGGAAACAGGGUGUCAAGUUCAUUAAUACUAUUCAAGUGCUGCCGGUGUGCCUUACCUGGCUGAUCUGUGACCGGCUGCUCCCUGUCACCAUGAUCGCGGUGUGUAUUCCAUUCGUGGGGCAACAAGUGCACGGGGAAUCCCAGAAAAAGCACACGGUGUUUAAGGUUGAAGUUCUCACCAAUGGGAGGAAGCAUGUCCUAAACAAACGUUUUAAGGAAUUUCGUGCUCUGCACAGAAAGAUAAAGAAAACCUGUCAAGUGCCUGAAUUCCCACCUAAGAGGCUGUCAAACUGGGGCUCAAAGGAAAUGGAACAUAAACGUCUUAGUCUAGAGGUCUAUAUUCAGGGUGUUCUUGCAGAAAACCAGAAUGUCCCAGCUGAAGUCCUGGAGUUCCUGAGCAUCCGGCAAUAUCCAACUGAGAGAAAAGCCAGUACAUUUGAGGACUCCAUGGAAGAGCUAAGCUCCCUAGAGAACAGCUUCAGGCUAAUGCAUAAACCAGUUGUUGGUUUUCACAGUGAUCCCUUUGCUCAGUCUUCAAUGGCUGGCACAUCGUACAGUCCUGAAGGCAUUAGUACAGACUAUCUCCCUGACAUUGUUGUAGAAGGCGUACUCCAAGGACUGUAUAUGCUGAAUGCAAACUUGAGUUCUAAGGUCUAUGUAACCCCUAAUGGCGAGUGACUGCAGCAUCAGUAUCUUACUGCUUCCCUGUCUUGUGGUGGAUGAGUACCUGUGCAGCCCACUUCUCAGACGUACACCUUGAGCAACAAAGUGAUGUGAGGGAGUCUCAGCUGCAAGUGUUUAUAAGAACUAACGUGUGCCAAAUGUCAGCCUCAGCAGUGAUACUUACGUGUUUCUAUACACUUGUAGUAUCACCCAGUGGCACACACACACACACACACACACACACACACACACACACACACACACACACACACACACACACACACACACACACACACACACCUCUCCAAAACCUACAUACCUGUACUGAAAAACACUAAUUUUUUAUGACCUGCUUCCCCAAAACAUUCAUUUUUUUCCUACAGGUAAGUUAACUGUCAACCAAAAAGGUGGAGCUGUUCAGAAAGAUUGUUCGAAAUUGGCCUUCACCUUGGUAAAGGGGCUGUCCUGUUAUCACUGUCAGAAACAGUUUUGAAUAUUUCCUUGGUGUCUGCACUAUAAGGCCAGAAAUUAUACAUCUGAUUUAUGAAAAUAGCAAUCACAGGGACCUAAUAAAGGAUACAUAUUGAUCCAGCUUCUUUCUACACAGAAAAAAAGACAGUAGCUGACAUAAUACUCCUCUUGCUACAAUAAAAGAAGAAAGUUAUCCGGAUGUGAGGUUGAAGUGAAAAAUAAGCUUGAUGUAGCCACUAACAAAGUGGCUGGUACAAGGAAUGGGUGUAUAAACUAACAAAAUGGCUGGUACAAGGAAUGGGUGUAUAAACUAACAAAGUGGCUGGUACAAGGAAUGGGUGUUUAAGAGGAGACUGACAAUGGCUGAUCCAGUCACAAGUAUGAACACUGUACAAUCCGGUUAUGUCUGAAUGAAUACAUGCCAUUCGAAAUCCAUACAUAAAAGGCAAUUUGUAGAAUUGCAACAGAGGACCACCACAUAUGUUUAGUGUUAUGCAUGAAAAAUGUGUAGAAGAGAUUGAUAGCUAUUGAUAUGGCCACAUAUUGGUCAAGAAAAUAUUUUUGGUACUCAGUGGUACUGGCACUGAAAGGGAGCUGUGUGACCUGACACCUAACUUUGGAGUCAGCUAUUCUAAAUCCUGGAGUAACUUCAGUUAGGUGGCAUUUCUCCAACAUCUUUCAGCAGAGACAAUGCACAUGGAUGUAAUAUAAAAUGUCAGAUGUAAGAUUUAUUUUAUUUUAUUUAUUUGUUAAUAAAGUAGAUGAGCUGG